AAAUAGAUGAUUCGAGACGUUGCGAGGCACUGGUCUAAUGCAUGGACAUUCCGCAAUCAAGGUUCCUUGUUUCCUUACGACACAAUUUACAGGCACACGGUGUUAGAGGUCCGUGCAUCAUGUGUUAAAUUUCUACUGAACAGCUUGGAGACAAACGCUGAUUAAAAGUGGACUGUUCAAGCUGAUCAUGUCAACUAAGUGGCGUCAACUGAAGCCCCUUGAAUGGGGUGCAUAUGUCAACAAAGAAGUUAAAGUAACCGCGCACGAAAAGCAACAACAUCAAGGUUGGGUGUUCACUGUGGACCCAGUCUCUGCAAGUAUCGUCUUGGUAAACAUGCUUGAAAAAGGAACAGCUGUGGUUAAGGUGGUAAUGGGUCAUGCUGUAGAAGAAGUGGAGGUUUUACAGGAAGGGAACGAGGCCAUCUCGGAGCGCAUGAGAGCCGUCUUCACACCACACGGUGCACAGACUCUAUGCGUGGACGAACUGAAGCGUAGGAAGGACAGCCUUCGUGUUUGGCUGGAGAAGAAUCGCAUCCCCGUCGAGGAAGAAGGAGAGACACUGAAGGUAGCUAACGUGUUAACCGUUAGCCCUCCCUAUGGAGUAGAGAACUGCAGCAGCCCAAAUGAGAUCAUUCUGGCCCGAGUGCAAAGUCUUGUGGAGAGCAACCCUGGUGGCGAGCAACCUGCGAAUGUCUGAGAAAGGUGCGCCAUUUGGACAAGAAGCUUGGUCAAGAAACGGAGAAUCAGGUCUUUGAGCUGCUUUGGUGAUUGUGUCAACAGUUUGUGUAGACUGAAAGAGAAUCAUCUUUACAAUUUGGUGUUUAAGAAGACUGCUUUUGAAUUGAAUUAUUUUGAUAUUUCUAAUACUACCGUUUGUACAAAAAUGCAAACAUAAUUGAUAGGGAUUUGGGAUUUCUGUUUUGUAAAUUUGCAGUUGUGUGGACUGUAGCUACUGUUAAUUAUGUUUUUUGUAUGGCACUUUUCUAAUAAAACAAGCACUGGUUAUUGCAACAGAA
Molecule: messenger RNA, 1016 nt
Organism: Osmerus eperlanus (European smelt)
Lineage: Eukaryota; Metazoa; Chordata; Actinopteri; Osmeriformes; Osmeridae
Gene: gemin6
Product: gem (nuclear organelle) associated protein 6
Exons: 2
Coding region: 188-697 (169 amino acids)
Biological process (GO): spliceosomal snRNP assembly; spliceosomal complex assembly
Cellular component (GO): SMN complex; nucleus
Source: RefSeq, a predicted model, not a curated record